Cydia strobilella is the source of this 522-nucleotide messenger RNA. RefSeq lists its product as uncharacterized. The record is from RefSeq and is a predicted model, not a curated record. The transcript has 4 exons. Gene Ontology annotation, molecular function: odorant binding. The coding region runs from base 19 to 510 and encodes 163 amino acids. Lineage: Eukaryota; Metazoa; Arthropoda; Insecta; Lepidoptera; Tortricidae.
CUUCGCCGUGAAGUCAAAAUGUCAACGUCACAGAUAUUCGUGACAACCGUAGUGGUGUUGCUGUCUCUGUCUCUCGUACAGUGUGUGGACGAGACAGAGAGCAAAGAUGUAAAGGCGAUGGCACCGGAAUCAGAUGCAAGACAAGAUGAUAUGAGCGAUAUGGAUAUCAUGGGUGCGCUGAGCGAUUGCAAUGAAACCUUCAGGAUUGACAUGUCAUAUUUACUGGCUCUAAAUGAAAGUGGCAGUUUUCCUGAUGAAACCGAUAGGACACCGAAGUGUUACGUACGUUGCGUGCUGGAGAUGGUGGACGUGGCAUCAGCUAUCGGGCAGUUCGACCCAGAGCGCGCUGAAGCUGCUCUCAUGGGGAUUAGGGGAGUGAGGGCGCUCAGUAACGUCAAGGAGGUUGCUGUCACUUGUGCUGACAGACAGGAAACCUGCAAGUGUGAGAGAUCGUACCAAUUCAUCAAGUGCCUCAUGGAGAUGGAAAUCAAGAUGUCCGAGAAAUCCUAGUACAGUUAAGUA